GGGCACAACGGCAGGGUAGCCGUUCGGUCGGUGGGGCCGAGCGGAGCUGUGCGAACGCUCUUUUCACGAGGUAAACUAAACCGUAUGCGAUAGAGUCUCCGGGGAUCGACGAGAAACCGGCCGCGACGGGUAAACAAAAGAGAUGGACCGCCUCGAGAGCGUCCCGACGACAACCUGAAAUAAGUGAGAAAACCGUUGGGACCUAGUCCUUUCUUCGUGCCUCGAUAAUUCAUCGAAUUGUUGGGAGGAGAGAGGAAACAACUGAGAGGAAUAUUAAUUCACUUCUCUUUUUGGAGGCUCAAGUGUGGAGGAUGGCUCGACGUGAUUUCCAGAGUGGAUAAUCCCACCAGGAAGUGAUAAACUCUCGACGAUAAGUGAUAAGGAUUUUUCGUUGAAAGUAUGGAGAAAAAAAUGAGGAGAGAAACGUCGAUUAGGAUCGCCGAUACUGUGGAUAAUACAGCGGGGAAAGUGUUUGAGUACAAUGUAAACAUGAGUGUCUCCUUAUCGAACAGCAAGAGAUCAAAGAUUUUCCAAAGAACCCAGAGUUUAGUUAUUGUUUUAAUGACUGUUGCAUUUUUUUUACUGUUUUCACAACUCAGGAGGGAGGUGCGGGCUCUGGAGGCACAGAUGAAUUCAAUGAAUUCGAACCUGGUGAUCCUAAUGCUGCGAUACGAGAGACUAAACAGGCUAAAUCGCCUGAACUACUACCGUAAACCCCAGGGGAUCCCUGCUGAGUCACCCGCCAAACUCAUCAUCGAUUCCGAUCAUCGUAAAGAUGAAAUAAAAAGGGACGAUGAGGAUCACUCGAGUGAGGGCCCAGGCAAACUGCAUCCGGGGAGAUUCGAAAGAUCGGUUGUCAUGUUUGACAGCAAUAAUGUCACUGAUGUGGCUACAAUCAGUGAUAAUCAGGGAGUUUGGAGUGAUGCACGUGGGGGUCGAGCUAAGAGGGAGGAGGUCAGAGGUAAACAACGAAGAAAGAUCAAACGGAGGCCUAAACGCAGUCGCAGGCGAUUGGGUCCUUUGGUGGCUACGUUUGUCGGUGCUGUGCCUGAGCAACACGUCACGGAUACAGGUAUUUACAUUGGGCCUUGGGUGAAACGCAAUGAGACUCGAUAUGGUUUCAAUAAAUUCCAUCUGGUAGAGGACAAACGAUCCAUUGAAGUCACUGCCAAUGGACUGUACAUGAUCUCAGCUCAAAUUUAUUACUACGGGGAAAAAACUCAUUACUCUUACUGGAUAUUACUGAGCUCCGAGGGUUCUUCCACAACGAGGAAAAUUAUAAAAUGUGCGACUGUGUCAGCUGUAUCUGCCACUGAAGCUUCGUGCCACACUAGUGUUAUUCUACCACUCAGGCGGGGUGACAGGCUACAUAUACAGCAGCAAGAACGUAAUCGACUAAUCAACCUGAGGGAGGGCCACAGCUACGUCCAGGUGAUGCUCCUGUCCAGCGACCAGCAAAAGAGAAGAUUGACCACAUGAUACCAACUAGUCCUUUCAUCAUCAUAAGCAUCUCGUUAUUUUUCGUAUUCUAAGGAUUUUUUCUUCUGUAACUAGGGAAGUAUGAGCCGAGAGUGACCUCACAAUCACGUCCCCACAAAAAAUACAAGUCUCAAUAGAUUCCACUUAAUUUCCCCCAAAAUUAUCAACAAACAGAGCAGUCGUCCACCUACUGGUCACCUCACCUCCAAAAAGUUCAGUAGUUCUCAGCCAUUACGAUUCAGCUGCGUUGUGAUUACCUCGCCAUAAAUGAGAAAACAUUCAGUCAUGUUCUAAUUGUAAUUUCCUACAUCUCAUGACAACUUAAGCAUAAAGACUGUCACGAGCACAAAAAAGGAUCAAACAAUCUCUACGUCAUAUUUUUCGUAAAAAACAAAACAAAACACAUGACAAAUAAAAAGGAUUUUUUACCGUUUAAUAUCUUUAUUUUACUU
Messenger RNA from Diachasma alloeum, 1931 nucleotides. RefSeq lists its product as uncharacterized. Gene Ontology annotation, molecular function: receptor ligand activity. The record is from RefSeq and is a predicted model, not a curated record. The coding region runs from base 400 to 1479 and encodes 359 amino acids. The transcript is spliced from 7 exons. NCBI's taxonomy places the organism in Eukaryota, Metazoa, Arthropoda, Insecta, Hymenoptera, Braconidae.